AUGGCGGGACUCUUCAGAAAAGUGUACGACUGGCUGCUGCGGACAUUUUGGGCGACGGAAAUGGAUGUGACCAUGAUCGGAUUGCAGAACGCUGGCAAAACAUCGCUCCUCCGCGUGCUCUCGGGCGGCGAAUUCGCAAUCGACUCGAUACCCACCGUUGGCUUCAAUAUGAAGCGAGUGCAACGGGGGCAUGUGACACUCAAAUGCUGGGAUUUGGGCGGUCAACCCCGCUUCCGGCCGAUGUGGGAGCGGUACUGCCGCAAUGUGAACGCCAUUGUCUUCAUUAUCGACAUCGCCGAUCUGAACCUGCUCCCCAUGGCCCGCGAAGAGCUACACGCGCUCAUGAAUCAGCCGAGCCUCGAAGGGAUCCCGCUCCUUGUGCUGGGCAAUAAAUCAGACCUGCCCAACAAGUUGUCGGUUGAUGAGCUGAUCGACGCCAUGGAUCUGAAGAACAUCGCCCACCGCGAGGUUUCGUGUUAUGGCAUCUCGGCCAAGGAGGAGACAAAUCUCGAGGCCGUACUUCAGUGGCUGAUGAAGUUUGCUAACCGAUAA
This is a messenger RNA of Dichotomopilus funicola, 552 nucleotides long. RefSeq names its product P-loop containing nucleoside triphosphate hydrolase protein. Gene Ontology annotation, molecular function: GTPase activity; GTP binding. The transcript is spliced from 4 exons. Gene Ontology annotation, cellular component: lysosomal membrane. NCBI's taxonomy places the organism in Eukaryota, Fungi, Ascomycota, Sordariomycetes, Sordariales, Chaetomiaceae. The record is from RefSeq and is a predicted model, not a curated record. Gene Ontology annotation, biological process: protein transport. Bases 1 to 552 code for a protein of 183 amino acids.